UUACUCCGCGAAGCAAGGUUGACUCGGUGGCUGCUGUUAGUUCCCACAAUCGCAACCAAGUUCUUCUAUAUCUUCCUGCAAUGGAGCCUACGAGACGACAGCAUCAAUGUGACGCAUUACGCACCAGCACGCGCCAAUCCGUACAGAGACAGGCACCACCUAUCGCGAUGCCCAAUCGGCAUACACCAGAAAGCGGCGUGGUCGCGUCUCCAUCCCGGUGCUCGUCAUACGCGUUACACUGUCGUAAAGGGUCUCCAAGAACGACAGGAUGUCACCGGUCAUUGAACUUUUUCGCGGAGUCUGUGCUAUAAUCUCCGCAAGUCCUGUCGGUAAGCAAUCAAACCGGUGAAGCGUAAAAGUGAUCGGACAGUCAUGGCGACGGAAACGGGAUCCCCGACUCCCGUCGCUUCUUCGUCGGGCCUGAGGGCAGCGACCAGUGCACCGACCGUGUUGGCACCGUCGGACGAGAUUCAGGAAGACGCCGGCGAAGACCUCGCGGAAGACGCGACGAGCCCUGUAGCGCCGGGUCGUCAACUGCACCAGCAGCGGAGGCAACAGUUCAGAGCGAAGCAAGAGCAAGGCAGAUUUGACAGCUUCGGACGUCCCGAGAGACCGCCGUCCCGGUCCGACACGCAGCGACCGCUCAGCAGCGCCGAGCAACGCAUCGCGGCAGCUAUCCGACAACACUACUACCCGGAGGGCGGCUGGGGCUGGGUGGUGUGCGUCUGCGUGUGUCUCGUCAACGCCCUCAGCUGGGGCAUGCAGCUCAACUACGGAGUCAUGCACGCCGCGGCCGUCCGGCAGUUCGGCGAGGAGCACGAGACUGCGUGGCUGGGCUCUGCGUCUCUAGCCUCUUCGCUGUUCGUGUCCCCAAUGGUGGUGGCCUGGUGCCGGCGCAAGAGCAUUCGCCUCACGGCCAUUGUCGGAGGUCUAGUGGCGGCGCUGGGCUGCCUGUUCUCGUCGUUCGCGUCGCAGCUGCAACAAGGCCUGUUCAGCCAGGGCCUGGUGCUGGGCCUGGGCCUGGGCAUGGCGCGGGACGCCGGGGGCCUGGUGCUCGGCCAGUACUUCAAGCGACGCCGCCACUGCGCUGAAGUGGUCGCCUGCGCUGGCGCAGGACUAGGGGCAGCGGUCAUGGCGGCUUUCCUUCAUUCGGCGCUCGGUUCCCUGGGCUGGCGCCACGGUCUUCAGGCAGCGACUGGCCUGCUGUCUCUCAACUUCGUGCUGGGUACCUUCUAUCGGUCGGCGUCCCUGUACCAUCCGCACCGGCGCGCCAUCGUGCAUUUGAAGAACCAGCGGCGCAAGAUUAAGGAGAAGCAGCCGAGCGUGGUGAAGCCGCCUUUCUUCGACUUCACCGUGCUUCGUACCCGAACGGUCAGGGUCGUCAUGGUGACCGCCGCCCUCACCGCGGCUGGACUUUAUACGCCCUUCUUCUGUCUCGUUCCUCUAAGCUCCGCCGAGGGCGUCCAAGGAACAUGGACGUUGCAAGCCCUCCUCGGUCUCGCCUCCGCUGGUGGCGCUGGCGUAGCUGGACUACUGCUGAUGCGCCAUCCGACACAGUGCGUACUCAGCCGGCGCUGCCUUUGCCAGCUGUCUCUACUUGGUGCCAGCCUGGCCAUGCUGGCACUCGGAGCACUGAACGGCUUUGCCGGCUACGCGUUGUUUGCUGCCGUGUACGGAGCCAGUGCCGGCGGAGUGGCGUACGCGCUGCGCAUGCUCGUCUUCGAGCGGCUGAGGGCCAGGCACUUUGGCCGCGCGUGGGGUUUCGUCCAAUGGGCGCAGUGCCUGUCUGUGCUCGUAGGAGUUCCCGUUACAGGUUACAUCAACAAGUCGAGGCAGGAUCCCAAGGCGGGCUUCUACUUCUCGGCAGCGUGUACAUUUGCGGGGGCUACCAGUCUCUUCUUUCUUCCGGACGGCCGGAGAGAGUCUAUCCGCUGCUGCGUCCACGCCCCUCACCAGCACAAGUUGCCUCCCCAGCUCCGCCACAAUCACAACCACUCGCACGACAACCCUUGCGGCGAAUGCCAGUGCCCCCAGCACCACCGACACACUGGCGACAGCCCGAACAAGGGAAGCUACGAGCGUGCCGACAGCACCGACGUCGACGCCGUGGUCAUCAGGACGCCCUGCGCCUGUAGCCGCAAGUCCUUGUUGUCGUACCAGAGGAGCACGUCGUGGUCCACGUCUCUGGAGUACCUGGAGCAGCCGCGCGGUACAGGCGGCGGGUUUGCGCCGCCGGACGCAGACUGCUUGGACGACGAGCUGGCGGACAUCGUGGAACAGCGACCGGAGCUCUUGGAGUGCAUCGCCGACGAGAGUGUGGUGGUGGACGUUGGUGCUCGUUGCUGGAAGUGCGGUGGUAUGGCGGCCGGCCCGCUGUGCGACUGCGCGCCCUCAUCGACGCGAGACAAAGCCGUUGUGUCGCCCAAGAAGGCGCACGCGUCGCGGUGCACCCACGAAACGUUUGUGUUUCGUUCGACAAUGGAUCCCAUUGAAGAAGUGACCAGCACCGUCUGAUGUAAUCACUCGAAGGGCGUGGCGUUAGUGACUUAUUCACACGUGGAGCCAAACCGUGGCUCAUUUUGUGUGGUGUGCUUAAUCCUGUGCACUUUGCGCGGUGUUUAUUGUGUGCUACGAAAGGCAACGCAUUUUUAUUCCAACUGUGUAAGUUGAAUUCUGUAAAACACAUAUAAGGUGUUUUUUUUUGUGGUGUUGCGUUACAGCCCGGUUGAUGAUUUAUUUUAUGAAGCUUUGUUCACCUUUCAGCAUGAAUAUGUGGUUCUUGCGCUAGCUUAAAUGUGACGUGAAAUGAACACAGCUAGCAAACCCGAAUAUUGGCCCCGUGCCCAUGCGCACGCAAUGUCAAGCAGUUUUCUUAAUGCCACACCCCGCAGAGUUCUGACACCGGCCGUGUAGGUAGAGCAGAAAAUGCACAGCACCGUAUGCAUUGCCUGCGUGUCCUGUGUGUCGCGUGUUGUGUCUAUGUAAGCGUAUCUGGCAUCUUUUCCACUUAAAACGCAUUUCUACGGCUCUGUUCGCUUAAGAUGGAAGACGUCUAUUUUUGGUAGCUACGCGCUAAUUUUAAGCAAUCCUACUCCCGAAGUGGUAGAACUGUAACACCCAACCGGCCUAUAUAUGGUCGCACCUGAAAGCCCACCUGAUGUGGCAUGGCGUGUCGUUCACCGUUCAAGAGUGAAUAACUACCGAGUAUUCCUUGAGGUCCAAGUGUUCGGACCCCCGUGGUCUGUGUUGUGUACUUUCCUCACAUCCAGGUAUACGUUGUGAAUGCACUUUAUGCAGAAUAGUUUGUGUCGCCAUUUUGACAGCUUUUACGCGCACGCUACGGUUAACACCACUUGCAUCUUUGACUGUGAGCCACGUACAAAUAUUUAAAAAUUGUAUAUACGUUUUGAUACCUGCUAUUUUAUUUCGCGCACCAGUUUUUCAUAUUCUACUAUGAGAUAGGUGGGUUAUCGUAUAGACGAAAUAUGGCAAGUUCGAGCAACACACAGAGGGACAAAUGAACAAAUGUACGUUUUCACCACCACAGCAAUAUGUUGAAAACGCAUAACGCCGUGAAAAAGGGGGUAUAAAGUUCAGCCGUCUUGCUCAUAUUACCGUAAUUAAAGUGAUUUAUGUGAGUGCAGUCCUAUUGGGCAGACAGAAAACACAAAAGAAUACAUGCUCACACUUGUAUAAGCACUCACCAAUGCUGCAUGACAAGCACGCGCGUGCAUUAGAAAGUGAACGUUAAUACCGUAACGUCGCUUUCAUGCGACAUGUGCUUGUAUCGAAAACUUGAUACGGAAGUGUGCGGUACUGUUAACAACACGAGUGAAAGUGAACUCUAUGUGAUGUUUUUUUUUUAUUGUGUGUGUGCUGUUUAUUUGUGAUGUAAAUGUACGAAGGCCCACCGAUAUUUUUUUUCAAUCAGGGACGCAAAUGUAAGCACAAGCCGGAUUUCGAUGGGGCAAAUUAGAAAGAAAAUGGCGUUUUCUGCUCAAAAGUAACAUCGU
Rhipicephalus microplus (southern cattle tick) is the source of this 4013-nucleotide messenger RNA. RefSeq names its product monocarboxylate transporter 13. NCBI's taxonomy places the organism in Eukaryota, Metazoa, Arthropoda, Arachnida, Ixodida, Ixodidae. Gene Ontology annotation, molecular function: transmembrane transporter activity. Gene Ontology annotation, biological process: transmembrane transport. The record is from RefSeq and is a predicted model, not a curated record.